This is a messenger RNA of Staurois parvus, 1022 nucleotides long. The record is from the annotation of a GenBank genome assembly. NCBI's taxonomy places the organism in Eukaryota, Metazoa, Chordata, Amphibia, Anura, Ranidae.
GUCUGGAUGCUAGCCUUGGAUCUGUGUGCAUACCUCUUAUGGACGAUAAGGCAGACAGUGAAUCCUCAAAAAGCAAAACUUUACUGCACUACAUAUUUUCCUUUCCCCCACUUCAAGUGCACAUAGCUUGCACAUGUUCCAAGAGCACGAUGCCUAUUCUAGAAGUCUUCAUGCUGGUACCCUCCUCUAGUAUGCUUCUGGGAAGCACUGACUUUUGUUCUGACGAUAUGGGGGAUGAUGAUGUGUUUGAGGACAAUGUCCUAAUCAAAGAAGAUCCACAUGAAUCAAGAGCUCCGCUGUGUUCAGUUGAGGACAGCGACCUUGAAUGUCCUUCCCCCUCCAAAAAGCUUCCCCCCGCUUCCCCUGUGUCGGCAUCUGGGGAUUUGUGCAGGAUAUGUCACUGUGAAGGUGAUGAUGAAAGCCCUCUGAUAACACCCUGUCACUGUACAGGAAGUCUUCACUUUGUGCACCAGGCUUGCCUCCAGCAAUGGAUCAAGAGCUCCGAUACACGAUGCUGUGAACUUUGCAAGUUUGAGUUCAUUAUGGAAACCAAAUUAAAGCCUUUAAGAAAAUGGGAAAAGCUGCAGAUGACCUCAAGUGAACGGAGGAAGAUCAUGUGCUCUGUAACAUUCCACAUCAUUGCAAUCACCUGUGUCGUCUGGUCAUUAUAUGUUCUUAUUGACCGAACAGCCGAAGAGAUCAAGCUGGGCCAAACCACAGGUAUCCUGGAAUGGCCGUUUUGGACUAAAUUAGUCGUGGUAGCAAUUGGCUUCACUGGAGGACUCUUGUUUAUGUAUGUGCAAUGUAAAGUAUACAUCCAGUUAUGGAAGAGACUUAAAGCGUACAACAGAGUCAUCUAUGUGCAGAACUGUCCCGAAACGUGUAAAAAGAAAAUCUUUGAGAAGACUGUAAUAAUUGAGCCAAAUCUGGAGAGCAAAGAAGCUCUUGCAAUCCACACUCAGACACAAACUCUUCUUACUAUACGGAGCCUGAAGACUGCGGAGCUGCCAUCCUCCCAGUUU